Molecule: messenger RNA, 834 nt
Organism: Amorphotheca resinae ATCC 22711
Lineage: Eukaryota; Fungi; Ascomycota; Leotiomycetes; Helotiales; Amorphothecaceae
Exons: 2
Coding region: 1-444 (147 amino acids)
Biological process (GO): translation
Cellular component (GO): mitochondrial large ribosomal subunit
Molecular function (GO): structural constituent of ribosome
Source: RefSeq, a predicted model, not a curated record
AUGGCUGCCUCUCAUGUGACAACGCGUUCGAUUCUCUCGUCCUUCCUCCCUCGAUUAUCUGGUUCAACGGUCUCGAAGACAUCAAGAUUUACGACCCUAUACUCGCGGCAACUUUCUCAUCCACUUCUGCCGUCAUUCGCAUUCGCAAUUCCUUCGGCUAUACAUCUCAAUGUUCCGGGAUUACUAGAAGGGAUUUGGGAGUCCAUUCUCCGGGCUGUCCCCAAGAAGAAGACUUCUCAUAUGAAGAAGAGGCAUCGGCAAAUGGCUGGAAAGGGAUUGAAGGACGUAACAGCGUUGAAUAAAUGUUCUGCCUGCGGGCAUGUUAAAAGGGCGCAUUUACUGUGCCCAUACUGCGUGAAGGAAAUAAAGGACAUGUUCAAGGAAAACGAAUCGAAGACGACAACUGAGAAGCAGAUGACAGCCGAGAAGCCAGUUGAUCAGUAAUUUAGGAAGCUUUCUGAUCUUUGUGGAGAGAAUAGUGGUAUUGCAUAGCAUAUUGGGGCGUUUGGGAUUCCCAUGGAAGGUCAGGAGGACAUGGCGAUAGCAGCUGGAGACUUGUACAAAACUGUAUACUGAAUGGGAAACACUAUUUUCGAUAUCACCAUACAAGCAAUACCAGAUGUUGGACUGUCAAACUGUGACGACAUCGUUAGAUGGUUGGGUCUACGGGCGGUAGCCUUGCUUCAGCAUUCGUGAUAUCUCACUGGACGAUAGGACCAGAGGUAGCUAGCUGCCUUGAGAGGACCAUGGGAAAACGUAACAAUUCGGGAUAUCUCUAAUUAGUUAAAAACAUGCCUCCAGGUGUUGGGAGCAACCUUAUUUUCAAUUCUGGCG